GCCUAGCCGUAUAUGGACGUGUCGUGUCCAAAUUCCAAAUUAAAUCAUUAAUUGACGCGAACAGUUUUUAACACGAUGUACUGAUUUAUAUCGGGUGUGGCUAUGGAAAACUGAGCCAGAUUGUACGUUUUGGCAUUCUCACUGAACGAGGGCAAGGUGUAACAGAAGCCCAGUUAAACAUCGCUAACCACAUUCUUUUGAUCGCAAAGAUGUGUGUUAGCAAGUUACGCUACAGCAAAGCGACAAAUAUACAAAUCUUGUUUGAAUCGGAGCUGGAGCUGAGAGAAAUUUUUGCAGCGGUGAAGCAGUGACAAUCUCAGGAGAAGGCCUCACUGUCACCAUGCAUCCGGCACUCCCCAUCACUCUUGUGUUUGUAGGCUGCUGCAGCAAUGUCGUCUUCCUGGAGGAAAUCACAAAAGUGUUUCCUAACUGUGGAAAUCUUAUCACAUUUUCUGCUUUCCUGUUCAACUGCAUUGAAGGACUUAUCUUCACCACCAAGUUUCUCACCAAGCCGACGUCCGUACCCAUCAAGUAUUACCUUGUUAUGGUGACUUUCUUCUUUGUGGUGCAGACUUUGAACAAUUUCACACUUGGAUUCAACAUAGCUAUGCCUCUACACAUGAUUUUCAGGGCUGGUUCCCUGAUUGCUAGUUUGAUCUUGGGUGUCCUUAUUAUGAAGAAAAAGUACAAGAUGACCAAGUAUCUCUCAGUGGUCCUGAUCUCCAUCGGUAUAGUUGCCUGCACCAUUGCUUCAGCCAAUCAAAAGGAAGACCUGGCAAGCCUCACGGGGGAUGAGGCCUACGACUACUUCAUUUGGCUGACAGGACUUUUCCUCCUGGUCCUGUCUCUGUUCCUGUCUGCCAGGAUGGGCAUCUUCCAGGAACAGACGUACGCCCAGUAUGGCAAACACCCCUCGGAGGCCUUGUUCUACAAUCACUUUCUGCCGCUGCCGCUGUUCCUGUUCAUCAUGCCGGACAUCUACAACAGCUUUAAACAGUUUACCCAGUCAGAUCCCUAUGAAGUGCCUGUGAUUGGUGUCACGGUGCCCUGGGCACUCCUGUGGCUCCUCUUCAACACCACCACACAAUUUGUGUGCAUCAAGAGUGUGUUCACUCUUACGACAGAGUGUACCUCCCUGACGGUGACCUUGGUGGUGACCUUGAGGAAGUUUAUCAGCCUGGUGUUCUCCAUCAUCUACUUCCGCAAUCCGUUCACGAUGGUUCAUUGGGUUGGGGCUGCUCUUGUCUUCAUUGGUACCCUGAUGUUUGUGGAUGUGCUGUCCCGAUUUGCCUGGUACCGUAGACUGGAGGCAUUGAUCGAGAAGAAGGAAGAGAAGGCCAAACAGUGAAAGAGUGCUGUUUGUGUUCUGCGCAGUAGAUGGAGUCAGGUCUUUUGGUGCUGGACAGUGGAGAAGACCUGAAGAGAUCUGUUUAAAAAUCAGACUUUUUCUCUUUUCAAAACUCGUUUCUGAUGCCUUAAUUAAUUUGGGAAAGACAGUAGUAAUUUGUUAUGAAUUUAUGUUAAAAGCCCCAGUCCCCUCCUCCCUGACAUACAAUGGAGCCCGCUUAAAUCACUUUUUUGAAGAAAAUGUGUUUCCAUAAAACAAAUUUAUAGUUCCACCAUUUUUUUACAAUGUGUCA
This is a messenger RNA of Aplysia californica (California sea hare), 1640 nucleotides long. RefSeq names its product UDP-xylose and UDP-N-acetylglucosamine transporter-like. NCBI's taxonomy places the organism in Eukaryota, Metazoa, Mollusca, Gastropoda, Aplysiida, Aplysiidae. The transcript has 12 exons. Gene Ontology annotation, cellular component: endoplasmic reticulum membrane; Golgi membrane. Gene Ontology annotation, biological process: transmembrane transport. The coding region runs from base 341 to 1348 and encodes 335 amino acids. Gene Ontology annotation, molecular function: UDP-N-acetylglucosamine transmembrane transporter activity; UDP-xylose transmembrane transporter activity. The record is from RefSeq and is a predicted model, not a curated record.